UACGUUAACUGCAGUCAGUGCAACCAAGUGCCUGUGUACCCAAUAUAUUAUAAAUACCUGUCCUCUUUUCUAUCAAAUACUUAAGGUCAACAUAAUUCGCUUAAAAAUAGUUUACAACUUUAAAGAGCUUGACACUGUAUAACACUACAAUUACUGAACCGUCCAAUAUAGGUUGACUUUUACAUGUUUUAUACGGUUUUGGAUUUAAAAUAGGAUAAAAUCGAAUUAAGACAUCCAAAAUGGAUAACAUUUAUUUUUAUAUAUUUACGUUUUGUUCUUUAGUUUUAUCUACGUUUUCUCAGACACCAACAAUUAACAGUACAUUAGGAGACAUUGUAGGGAAAACUUCAAAGGUACAUUUAGAAGGAUUUAUUGACAGGAAUGUACACGAAUACCUUGGUAUUCCAUAUGCUCAACCGCCAACUGGGGACCUGAGAUUUCGCAAGCCAGAACCUCUGACGUCAUUGCCUUCGCCAUUUUAUGCACAGACGCAUGGCGCUAUAUGCACACAGUUUGCAUGGACGACGGAAGCUGCGGGAGUCCCGCAGAGCGAGAAUUGUUUAUUUCUCAAUGUAUAUGUUCCUGAACGAGACGUCACGAUCCCAGCUGAAAGCCCAAAUACGUAUGCUGUUAUGGUUUGGAUACAUGGAGGCGGGUUUGAAGCAGGAGCAUCCAACCAUUAUAAUGGAUCUACUCUGGCUGCGACAGGUAACAUUAUUGUUGUUACUGUCAACUACAGGCUUGGCGUGUUUGGAUUUCUCAGUACCGGAUAUGACAAGGAACCCAGAAACUUUGGCCUAUGGGACCAACAUAUGGCUUUACAAUGGGUUCAUGACUACAUUGGGGACUUUGGCGGAGAUAAUGAAAAAGUAACAAUUGCUGGUGGAUCUGCCGGUGGCAUUAGUGUAGUUCUACAGGCACUUAGUCCCAAAAUAAACCAUGGACUUUUCAAUAGAGUCAUUACACAAAGUGGAAGUGUAUCUGGUCCAAAUUUCGGCCUAGAUAAGGAUGGGUGGAAGGACACAGUAACGGUUGCAGGCAGCCUUGGAUGUAUGAUUGAUUCGGCGGAGGAAGUGAUGGAUUGCUUGAGGGAGAAAACUGUGGACGAAUAUUUAACAAUAUUGCAGAAUUUGUUUGUACGUUUCGGUCCAUUAGUAGAUGACGACUUAAUUGGAAUGAAUUAUCUGCAUAUAACAAAAAUGUCGGAAAAUAAGAGUUUGAAAGAAGUUGAAUUCUUCCGUUCACUGGAUAUUUUAAGCGGCUUUAAUGCCUUUGAAGGGGCAUUCAUGUUGCCUUUUGUGAUGGGACCGCCCGGACAAAUAGAAAACAUACAGAUCACACGCGAGGAAAUGAGAACAAAUUAUUUGCCUAGUAUGUUUAGUAUGGACUUUGCAGAUGAGGUAAUGAAAGUAGUCGAGGCUCAGUAUACGAACUGGACAAACCCUGAUGAUUACAACUCAGUUCGUCUGCAAAUUACCAAACUGAUAGGGGACCGAUCUUUUGCCAUACCAGCUAUAGAAAUGGCACGUAUUCAUAAUAAGUCCGGCAAAAACUUUAUGUAUCACUUCGCGCCGAAACCAUCUGCCGGUAGAUUUUCAGUUCCUAGCUGGAUACCAGGCGCGACCCAUGCUGACGAGAUUCUCUUCAUGUUUGGAACAAUCGGUAAAAUUGGUGUCGGUAAAGAGAAUGCUUGGGAAAUAGAGCUUGCCAUGAAAAUGAUGAAAUAUUGGACAAAUUUUGUAAAAACUGGCAACCCAAACUCACCAGAUCCGGUAUCGCCAAAGUGGCCAGGGUACAGCAUUGACACCGGAGAUUAUCUGAUGCUGGACAAAUCCAUGUCUGACGAAUCUGCAAGACAACAUUUCUAUGCAGAAGAGGCUAACUUCUGGCUGGAAGUUUUUCCAGAUCUUGUUGAUGCUGUACAAGAGGAUGACAAAGGAAACUGUGGGGACGGGAUCUUCACAAGUGCUGCUCCAAAUGUACCCGUUUACAACACAGCUGCAUUCAUAACAGUGGUGACUCUAGCUUUUUUUUCUAUGUUUUAAUGUUGUGGUAAAUGAUGAAUAUUAUACUAAACAUUAUUCACGUAUAUAUUACAUGUACUGUAUACCAACGUAAAUAUUGCAGUAAACUUUCAAGUCCCAAGGACAGUUCUAUGACAAUAAUUAUUAUUUAAUCAAUUCUGAAAUUUACAGUUAUAUGCCAACACAAACAUUUCAGUUUCAUCAUAAAAAAAUUAUCAACAACUGUUGCCGCAUGAUUAACAGAAAAAUGCUCUUUACUGCUAUGAAUAUUGUUUUACAAGACUGUGCGCAAUGUUUGUUCAAUAUCAUGCUACUGUAGUGCUAGUUUAUGCGUAAUGUGAUAGUAAAAGAUGUGUUUAAUAUCAUGUGAAAGUACAAGUCUAUACUUAAUGAAAAAGCAUUAGAAAAGUUUAGUAUCAUGCUAAAGUAAUUUACGAACCUGUAUGUAAUGGGACAACAUUAGAAAAGUAUAAUAUCAUGCUUUAAUAAUAUUCUUCUAUACGUAAUGUGACAUCAUUAGAAAAAAUGUUUAAAACCACACUAAAGUCAUAUUUUCUACUCUGUACUUGUAUAGCAAUUAACACAACUUUGUCCGUAUCGCUGUCAUUUUAAAGGAAAGUGAAGCUUUAGUCUCUCUCUUGUUGAAUGAUUAGUAAACACUGUGGUCUCUUAUUUGUCGCUUGUAUUUGCGCGCACAACUUUUUUUCCGAAUAAAAGUACAUGUAUCUGAAUUAUGAAAACAGUUGAAUGCACAAAUUUUGGAAUUCUAUUGUUCAUGUCUUUGGGAGAGUUUAAUUUCAUAGUCUUCAGUUAUAAGGACCUCCGUGGUCGAGUGCUUAAGUUCGCUGAUUUCGAGAAUCACUUGCCCUUUCGAACCCACUUGAUCAAUUCUUCAUGUGAGGAAGCCAUCCAGCUGGCUUAAGGAAGGUCGGUGGUUCUGCCAAGGUGCUCUCCCGUCAUGAAAUAGCGCAAAGAGGGGCACCUGGGGUUAUCCACCAUCAAAGCUGGAAAGUCGCCGUAUGACCAUAUGGCCUGUAACUGUGUCGAUGCGACGUUAAACCAAGCAAAACAAAUAAUCAAUUAUAAGUCGAAUACCUGUAGUAUGUAUCUUUCUCUUGUCACAAAUAAGAAAUAGUCACAUAUAUCAUGAUGUCUUUGGUGGUCUUUGAAGUCUUGACAUCUUGCAAUAUUAUUAUCUUAUUGUUUCUCUCUAAAACGGAAGCAUAUUAAUGAGCCUCAACAACCAUGAGUAUUCAAAUUCAUUGACGUGUUUUUGUGCACAUAAAGAAUAAAGCUUCGUUUCAAAUACGCAAGCUUCUAAGUGCUCAACUGGCUCAGGUACCCAAAUUUUCCCCAACUGCUGAGCUCGUUCCUGCGAUUAGGGAGAUGCGACUGAUGCAAUAUUCUACUUGCGGUCGAUUGGUCCUUUGCGUUUCACUGAGCUCUUGUUAUUCAUUAAAGAUGGCCGUGGCCUAAUAGGACAAUAUGGCUUUUGUAAGCCAUGUUUUAACUGGUCACUUUUCCGUAGAAUCACAAGCGGUCGGAGACCUCGAACGGUGCACAGUUAUAAUCAAUGACUGGAUGAAUAGAAACAAAUUGAAAAUGAACACUUCAAAAACCGAAUUUAUUAUGUUUGGUUGCAAACCCCGAUUGAUCAAAUGUUUAACAUUGCUCUGCCAUGUUGAAUUAUCUACGAAUUAAGGAAAUAUUGAACAAGCAGCCACUGAAAGAUUAGUUUUGUAUCUAGUUAUUUCACAUCUGGAUUACUGCAAUAUCAUAUUGUUUUGUGUAGCUAACGGUGAAUUGCGUGAGAUGCAACGUAUUAAAAACAUGUGUGCAAAACUAGUUCUUAAAAGGAGGAAAUUUGAUGGUUCCAAACAAGCUUUGUACGACAUAUAUUGGUUGUCGGUGAAAAGAUACAUUCUUUGAUGUAUAUCUGUCACAUUGGCAGAGCACCUAUGUAUUAAAUAGAAUUGCUUACAUAGUACAUUCCUAGUAGACAAGGUUUGAGAUCGUCAGAAAAUUCGAAUGUCCUUAUGUUGUUCCAUACAACAAGUGCAAAACAUUUGAUUAUAGAAAUUUCUGUACUAAUGGUCCAAAACUUUAAAAUGAACUGCCAUUAGAAUUACGCUAAAGUAAUU
Molecule: messenger RNA, 4165 nt
Organism: Mercenaria mercenaria
Lineage: Eukaryota; Metazoa; Mollusca; Bivalvia; Venerida; Veneridae
Product: carboxylesterase 5A-like
Exons: 2
Coding region: 240-2045 (601 amino acids)
Source: RefSeq, a predicted model, not a curated record